UAUAAAAUUCCAAGAAAUUCUUCUAUUAAUUUUCAAAAAACUUUUUUUUCAACAAAUAAACAAGAUAAAUCAAAUAAUAAUUCAAAUAAUAAUGUAGAAACUAAACAACUUAUAUUUGAAGGUCCAAAUUUUCGAUUAAUUAGAAUCUUAAAGAUAUUUUCUAUAUCUACCUUUGGGUUUGCAUGGACAAUAUGUCCACUUACUUGGUGGAAUUGGAAUAAUCCUAUGAUUCAAGCAGCUGAAUUAAAUGAAAUAAUCUUAUCACUAGCAUUUGUCGCAAGCACAGCAUCAACGAUUACAUUACAUAAUUUUAUGUCACCAUAUGUAACGAAAAUUUUUUAUCAUCAUACACCAUCAAUUAUUCCUUCAACUUCACAAAUCUCAAAUAUUACACCUUUAACAAAAAUUACUUUGGAAACUCUUUCAAUAUUUUCACAUCCAAUUCAUAUUACAUUACAAUUAAAAGAUUUAAAAUCUGAAAUAAAUAGAAUUA
Molecule: messenger RNA, 493 nt
Organism: Rhizophagus irregularis DAOM 181602=DAOM 197198
Lineage: Eukaryota; Fungi; Glomeromycota; Glomeromycetes; Glomerales; Glomeraceae
Biological process (GO): mitochondrial proton-transporting ATP synthase complex assembly
Cellular component (GO): mitochondrial membrane
Source: RefSeq, a predicted model, not a curated record